GCACAUUCCACGCUGUUUGCAGGUUUUCUUCUCCUCGAGACGCCAGGUGAGUAAAGUAAAAUCAUCGUCAGUAAAAACUGGUAAUUAUUAUUUUGUUCUUUCUGUCCAUAUUUUCCUUUACAUGUUGUGUCGUUGGAGUCAUUCGCUUAAUGCUUCGGUUUAAUUCCUGAAUGUAUUGUGAUGUCAAGCAAAAAACAAGCGUUCUCGAAAGCAAGAUUUGAUACUGGGUCGCCUUUAAAGUUUUUAAAUAACUCGAUCAUUCCUUUUUCAGGAGGCAAGUUGAUGUUCUGAAGUCAGAGGUCUGUGGUCAUCGACAGAUCGAGGACAGGCGACUGCAGUUCGACGACAAUUCCUCAGUAGCAACAACAAGUCGAGAUACGAAAUAAGGUAAUUGAUCUAAAGGCGGAAGUUGCAAUGUAGGCUAUCGAAAAAUGCGGGUGAGGGCAAAACAUGAACCAGGGGUCCAUGGACCCCCACUUUGGACCAGGUCCAUGGACCACCUUCAUGGCCCGGCUCCAUGGACACUUUGUCAUUGAGACAAAUGACUGGCACAAGGAAAUAGAGGAAUUGGGUUUAAGUAUGUUUCCGUUUUCAGCAUGUUCAGUUUUCAGCUUUGAAAAUUAUUUAUAAGUCAGUCAAAACAAAAGGGGUGUCUUUUAUCGGUGUUUGACAUUUGCAGACUGCAGACUGCAGACCGCAGACUGCAGACUGCAGACUGCAGACUGCAGAUCGCAGACUGCAGACCGCAGACCGCAGACUGCAGACCACAGAUUGCAGAUAGUAAAUUAAAAGACACCAAAAAUCUUCCUAAUAAAGGUGACACCAUCAAAAAUAUAACAUCGUGUGAAAGAGAGAAAGUAGCCUGGGAACAAAGAUUGAAAAACCUGCACAGCGUAGUACUUAAUGUUAAUUUAUUGUAAAACUCACACUGUUAUUAUAAGAAUCUUAACCGACGUUUUGGCAAUGCUGCCUUCUUCAGGGUAUACAAGGUUGAGCAAUAAUUGGCCUGUUAAAAAAGCCAUUGUUGAUUUGCCUAUUUAGAAAUUCAAAAUGCACCUCCGGUAAUAUUAAUUUGUCGAGUCCUGGUAGGAUCUGUUUGGUUUAGAUUAUUUGGCAUAUCCUUAAAUACUGCUAAGAUGAAAUACGUCAUUUAAAAGGUGUUAAAUGUCCGUGAUCUAUCCUACUUGUUUUUGUCGACGUAACUGUAGUGAGCACGAAGAGCUCGCAAUCUAAACACUUUUUUGACAGAAGACUACUAUUUAGACAGGCAUUAGUGGGCAUUGCCACUUGUCAUUAUCAAACUCACAAUAAUCAAAGAAGAAUAAAGAAUCAACGCGAUUAGUGAUAUGCCGGGUGAGUCAAUAAAGAGUCGCAUCAGUGAAGAAUAGCCAACAGCAUCUUUGAAAUGAGGCCAAUGCAACUUUGCGCAAAAAUAUCAACCCUGUUCCAGGCUACUUUCAGCUCCUGCUUUCACCAUCCGCUCCUGCUUUCACAAGAUGUUAUAUUUUUGAUGGUGUCACCUUUAUUAGGAAGAUUUUUGGUGUCUUUUAAUUUACAAUCUGCAGUCUGUGGUCUGCAGUCUGCGGUCUGCAGUCUGCGGUCUGCAGUCUGCAAAUGUCAUACACCGUUCUUUUAUAAAACAUAUGCAACCCUUAAUUUAAGAGUGAGGAUCUCUUAUAUCAUUGCAAUUAAUUUUGUUAUAAAUGUUCUGUUGAUAUUGCUUCUGUUUUUUAAAAUGGAAAAUAGUGCCUAAGAAGAAAAAAGUAGUCAUUAAAAUCAAAGCAUUGUUUUGUUUGUUGAUUAUAAAUAUACCGUGUAAUUCAAGCCAAGUCAAUUUGUAUCAGUUUAAUUUGUUUUAAUCCGGGCAGAGGUACAUAUCAGAUGUUUGGAAGCCCAAAGUCCAUGCAGGGAAUUGCUAGAGCACAUGCAGUCAUUUGAUAUAUAUCUCUCAUUUUCAAAUCUGUCUUUUGAUGCUGUAUCACCGUGCUGCUCUAGAAAUACCGUAUUUAUUCGAAUAAGCGCCCAACUUCGAACUAGCGCCCACCUCGAAUAGGCGCCCAUCCUAAAGGCAGAAAAAGUUAAUAGGCGCCCAGCCUCGAAUAAGCGCCCACCCCCACCCCACCCCACCUCCCUCCCAAACUCAAAUAAGCACCCACUCCCUUCCCGCUACCACCCCCAAAAAGGAAUAAGUACUAAUAAGAGACUUCCCCGAAGACAGAGUUUUCUUCAGACUGUUUGCCAGAAACCUUGCUUUGUUACAUCUUCGCACUUUGGUAACCAUUUACUAUUUUUUUUUCAAAAUAUACAUACUACACUUGUUGAAAAUGGUGAAAACUUAAUAAGAGCCCAGCCCCAAAUAAGCGCCCACCUCGAAUAAGCGUCCACUCUCAAGGUCCAAAAAUUUAAUAAGCGCCCCGAGGGCGGUUAAUCGAAUAAAUACGGUACCUUGCAUAUGGCCCUUGGGCUUCCAAACUCCUCAUUUGUUUCCUGUGGACUUAAUAAUAAGGUAUGCCAUAUUGACAUCCUAGAGUUUCAUCACCCAAAUAGUCCACAAUCGUACCAUCGUGAACCAUUGCCUUGUAAGUUUCUUUCAAAAGAAAAUAUAUAAUAUACUGAGAUUUAGGACAGGCAUUGAGUACAAAGCUGCCUCUCCUAGGGCGAAGUUUCCUUAAAAACCCUGAUGAACGGGAAAAUUUUUUAACAAGAAUAUACAAUGAGAAAAAAGGAUAGUUGGGUUUUCAUUUAGUUUAAUCUGUUAUUUUAUUGACACAUGGGGAAAUUUCUACAUAUUGCAGGAGUUAUUUAAAUCUUAAUUAGCCUGAGAAAACAGCUGACAUUUGGUGACGCUACCACUGGUUUCCCCGCCAAAUGAUGUCUGAGAAACGAGCGCAGAAAUUCCAUACUGAUGACGCGUCACUACCCAGAUCUGGGUAGUGCCUCUGAUUGGUUGAAUCAAAUUUCCCAUGCAGCACGACCAGUCAGAAGCACUACCCAGAUCUGGGUAGUGACGUGUCUUAAGUAUGGAAUUUCUGCGCUCGUUUCUCUGGCGUCCUUUCGUGGGGAAACCAGUGGUAGCAUCGCCAAAUGUGGGCUGUUUUCUCAGGCUAUUUCUUAAUUGCGCUAAAGAAUUAAAAAGUGAUGGGGUCAUGAUUCAGAACGAAAGUCCAUUUAAUUGUGCUACAAGAAAACAGCAAAAAUAAGUAAUCUCUGGGUUGAAAGCAUAAUUGUGCCAGCAGUCUGUACUUCAAAGGAUGGCAAAAUGUGCAAGCAGAGUGUACGUCGUAUAAGCACAAUUACUGUAAAUGCUCAAAUUGACGCCCCGGGCGCUUAUUUAAUUUGCUUAUUUGAAGGGGGCGCUUAUUUCGAUUAUCAAUUUUUCGCCUCAAAAUGACACCAUCUUUUCUCUCUAACAUAUAUAUUAGGCGAUAUUUCUAUCAAGGAAACGAGAAGCAAACCCGUACGACUUUGAAGAACAUUUAAAUUUUCAACUAUUACAAAUGUCAUAUUCAUUAAAAGUACCGUAUACGUCUCGUAUAUCGUGCCGAGUACUGAACCUCGUUUUUUCUCGGGGGAGGGGUGGGGGGCGCUUAUUUGAAAGGGGCGCCGAUUCCAAAUUUUAAGCCUUAGGAGGGGUGCUAAUUCCAAGCGGGGCGCUUAUUUGAAUUUGGGGACUAAUUCGAGCAUUAAUGGUAAAUAUUACUGAUCAAUCGGGCAUUUUAGUUGUUGUUGAUGUUUUGUUUUUAAUCUUAUUUUUGCACUAUUUUUGUUUUUGUUCAUUUCUCAUUAUGUUGAAUAAAGAGUGUCCAUGGACCCGGUCCAAAACUUUUCCACAAAAAUAAAAAAGUGUCCAUGGACGCGGCUCAUGACAGGGCGUCCAUGGACCCGGUCCAUGAAAGUGGUCAAUGGACCCAGUCCAAAGUGGGGGUCUGUUUUUAUUGAUUAUAAGCGUGGCUCUUCUUUCCAUGCAGGUUUUUGAAAUAACCAAACUGGCGGCUACAUAUAUCAUCACAGCUUUCAAAAAACAAUCUAUCAAAGACAAAGGGAAAAUAUUUGUGGAUCUACUGAUUUUAACUUCAAAGUUACACAUCAUAAUCGUGAUUUCGAACAUGGGCGGAUAUCAACUCUCCAGUAAUGAUCUAAAGAGUGUACCGUCCAAGUACAUUUGCAAGCAGUGUGGCUUUGUACUACGCGAACCUAUGCAAACGCCAUGUGCUCACUUUUACUGCAGAUCCUGUUUAGAAGACCUCAAAAGGUAAUUACUUUUUGUUUGCGUAAAGGUAUAUCAAAUAAGUGGGUAAGCGGAACAUAAAUAAAGAAACAGAGAGAUAAAUAAAUAAUAAAAACGUCAAUUAACAGAAAAAAGCUAUUUGAAUUGAACUUGAAGCUCACCGGGGAACUGAGUGAACAAAGAUGAAGACAGAAGUAGGGAGAGUAGGGUUGGUGAAGCAGGGCCUGACCGACGCGCUCUCUUGUCCGCCAUCGGAUAGUUCAUCCGUAAAUCUCGUGAAACCAAAACUAUAUCCUCUUGCGUGAGCUUUCAAGAUCAAAAGGCCUGUUUACAUGGAGGUGAGAGACCCCAGAUAGGUGAGGUAACAUGUGGCGGGUCACCCCACCGAUCAUGUAAACGUGAUCAAAUUAAAAUGAGAGAUUAUAUGGACAGGCAGGUUACUCCACCCAAGCGGGUUACCUCACCUAACUGGGGUCCCCCACCUCUAUGUAAACAGGCCCUAAUUCCACGCUAAAUACCUUCGCUUUGUUUAAACAAUCAUCACAAUGCGAGUUUACAUUCUACUUAGGCAAUUCCGCUGAACAUUGUGUAUCCGAACGGAGAAGUAGAAGUAUAUAAACCACUACCGUAUCUUAGUGUCCUGCUUGAAACUAUAUAUGAAUGAAUAAAUUUCUUGCCAAAAAUUUCGGACGUUUAAUUUUCGGACAUAUUAUCUCUUGAUGUUUGACGAAUUUCGGAAAUCUUUGCAGUUUUGCUGAUUUAUUACUAUGAAUUAAUAUGCAAGAAUUAUCACUGAAAAAUAUCGGUGUUUAGAUAUCAGACUUUUUGUCAACGGGAAAAUAAUUUAGGGCCUACAAAACAUCAAUUAAAAUGAAGCAAAAACUGUGAAAAAAAAUAUGACAAGCGCUAUCAACGUUUUACAGAUACAGUCAAUCAACCCCUUAUACCCCGGAGUGCUGGUGGCUUUAAUAAAAGAAACAAAAAUUUUCUUUGUAGAGAUAAAAAAGAAUAAACAACAUAAUUUAUAGUUUUAUACAACGGUGUCGCCCAAGAAAGUGCUUUGAUUUUUCUUUUAAACCGUCUAUAGUUUUUGAACGGUCAAAAUUACAGACGCUUGAAAAAUUCGGAUGGUUUAAUUUUUGGAGGUGACCAGUACCGCCCUUCUGCGGAAAACGUCGGAACAAUUUUCGCAAGAAAUGUUAUUGCGCCAGCGAGUACUCCUUUGACCUAGCUACCCCUGUUAUCGCUCGAAUUUUUCUGCCCCAUUCAUUUUUCAGCGGGGACAAGACUUAUAAAUGUAAAGAUGACAGUGAAGAGUUUCCCCUUUCUGAGGUAAGAUACUGAAUUGUCUGUGAUCAGUUACCAGGCAAUUUUUACAUUUCAUACCUCCUUGUAAACGUUUUUUUUUUUUCUUAAUUUGAAUUUUGGCAGUGCAAGCCUAUCAGGAGUUCAUAAUGUAGGCUACAUAUAUUUCCAUUGAUAGAUAUUCAAUUUCGCGACUUUAAAGAACAGAUAAAGUUGUUUAGUUUCAUUUUGAUCACGAGCCAGUACCGGCAAUAUCAGAAAAUAGGUGCAGUUGAGCGAAUCAUCUUUAUCUCGUCAUGGGAUUGCCGUUCCACUGAUAAAUCUUUACCGUCUCUUUGGAAAGGGCAGGUUUACAAUCGAGUUUUUUUAGCGCGUACUCCGCUAGAUAAAGUUUUACUCAGUAUAUAGUGUUAUCCACCUUUUUAACAAGUUUGGGGCAUGUUUGUCCGAUAGUAGCCAAUAAGAAUGGCAUUGAUAACGAUGACGAUGAUAAUGAUUCCUGAGAUGAUGAUGAUGAUGAUGACGUUGUGUAGACCGUGGUGAUGUCAAUUAACGCACAAGCGACGAAAAAGAAAAAAAAAUCAUCAGAUUAAGAUACCAAAUUGAUUUUUGAUUUUGUAGGUGUUUCAUGAUCGUUGGGUCAGAAACGAAAUCCGGGACCUAAUCGUCCACUGCUUAUAUGAGGACUGCGGUUGUGAUUGGGAAGGGAAAAUAACCGCUCUGGAGGUGAGUGACGGAUUAGCAGUUUGGAGAUGAAAAUCUCUUUUCUGGAAAACCAGCUGUGAUUUGAUACCCACCUCCUCUAUUGGGAAAGUUGACCUUUCAACUCUUGUAAAUAUUUAGAUGUUUUUUUUAGGCUUUGUAACAAAUUUUGUAAAUAAUUAUAUAAUCUACACGCAAUUUUAAAUUUUUAUGUUUUAGUCAUUUGUAUCUGGUAUUUAACUUAUUAUUUUACAGUGUCCUCCAUUAGCAUUUAGCUAAAAACAUAGAAACUUAAAGGUUUCACCUGAUUCAUUUAUUCAUUCAUUCCUCCUUUUUUGAUACCUGAAGGCAGUUUACGAAUUAAGCUACUUCUCGUCACAGAGGACGUUUCGUAAGAGAAACGAAAAUAGUUACUCAAGAAGUUUUCUAAGGAAAGAACUGGAACCAUCCGCCAUCUUCGAUCCACCAUAUUGAAUUUAUUAAAUUUCGGUUACGUUCAUUUUUAACCCGUCCCGUAUAAAUCGAGGUAAUUGAAAACUUUGCAACUUUAUCUGCCAUUCAGUAAUUCUGAAUUCAUGUUUUUUUUCGCAACCUUGAGUGCUAGAUUACAUUAAAAGUUAUCCUGAAUUUGGUAAAAUAAAUGCUAAAUUAAGUGUAAUAUAAUGAUUGAAUAAGAGAAAAACAGGAAUAAUCCUUUAAAAAAAAAAUCGAAAAUCACGGAUGUCAAGACUCGGUUACCAUGGUAACGUCAAUGUUGAUGUACACCUCACUAUGAUUUGGCGGUCAUAGAUUGAACGGUUUUGAGGUUAUUCAACCUUAAAGCUAGGGGAGCCUCAAAAGCGCCCUCCCGUGUGGAUAGGGUUUAUCCACCCCUGACGACAAACUUAACAAAGAACGUUUGAGGCUCGAAAUUGUACCACUAUAUAACUAUACAAUUCUUAACCUUUUUUUUUUUUCAUUAAAUCACUUAGGACCACUCUUCCCGUUGUGACUUUGUAGAGAUACCGUGUUUGUUUGAAAAAUGUCAAACAAAAGUACUAAAGUCAAGGUUAGCUGAACAUCUGGAAAACGAAUGUAGCCAAAGGAGUGUGAAGUGUGAGCACUGCAAACAAGAAAUGCAUUUUGCUGAACUGGAGGUAAAAACUUUUGACACAUUAGAUAGACAGUGGAAUACUUUCUGAUUACUCCAUGAGAUAUGAAGGAAAUCGAAUGGCAUCCCUCGAUACAAUCAGAGAUCAGGAACGGAAGAACUUGUGGUGAGAUGUUUUUGAUGUAUGAAAUGCAGAAGAAACUUUCAAUGAUUACCACCAUUUCAACGUGGUCUACAUCCGAGCAAACCGAAGGUCUAGCCGUCUGCCCGCGAAAGGCAGCACCUUAAUAAUUAGUUUAAGACUCUUCGUCAGUUAGUUAGGCCCCGGGUGUUGAAACCGCGAUAUUCCGAUUUGCAAGCCAGCACUCUACCGAACUUACGAGAUUUGCCGCGAAAGUGAAUUUGUCAUGCUUUUUUUUUUUUUCUCCUUUUACAAUAUCCCUCGCAGAAAGACAGUAAUUCAAUUUAAAUCUGUCAUCUGUGGCAAUUAACCGAAACAAGAUCCGUUUUAACUUCAUGUUUACGAUUUAUUUGCUUGUGUGAUUUUGACAGGAUCAUGUUGCCAAUGAUUGCCAGUCGUUUGCCAUUGACUGCACUCUGUGCGACAAGAAAGGCAUUCUUCGAGGGAAGCUAAAAGAUCAUCAGGAUGCAGAAUUUGGAGACUGCGAAGGCACCAAAGCAGUCUGCCCUUUUGGAAUACUCGGCUGUGAAACAAGAGAGGUAAUGGGCGAGUAUUGUAGUGUGUUCAGUAUCUUAUUUUUUUCUUCAAAGCUGAGGCUGAUUAUGAAGCUUUUAUUUCGAAUGUAACAACUACACUGUAUGUCCAGUGAAGUGAAUAACUCGAUAUAUUUAUGUUGCGUUUGCCUGUCAGCAAUAAUGGAGGGUUCUACCUCGAGGUAGGAUUUCGGUUAUACAUAUGUAAAAUCGGAAAGUUCUCUACCACUCAGUUUCAGUAAUCAAGAUCAAUUUAAUGUGCUCUGACUACUUUCUAUACGGGAUUAUUCUGAGUUCCUUUGAUUUCUGUUUUAAUUUUCUGUUGUCUUUGUUUCUGUUGUCUAAGCGCGGAUACUAGAAGUCACUGUGUGACCACCUGUUAUUGUAAAUAAUCUACCUGUAUUUUUUCAGUAAACUAGCAAAUUUACCGUGGCUGUGCUUUCUGGCUCUUUUGCAGGAGUUAAGACGAACUGAAAGGAGACGCCACGAACAAACCUUGGUGUCAUAUCACCUUGCACUUCUGUUUCGCUUUGUACUUACAUUAAGAGACCAAGUUGGCAGCUAUGUUAACGAGGUAAGUCCUUUAAGGGAAGGCGUCACAGUCGUAGAUAGACUGAAGUCAACAGUCGGUCAGCUUCUGUCCCAAGUUACAUUAGUGGUUCGUGAAAAUGGGAAUAUCCAAGAGGAAGUAGAUAACUUGAGGACGCAACUGGCGCGAGUGGAAGAAAACCUAGUGGAGCCGGAUUCUGCUGCUAGUGGACCGGGUCACUCCUUGCAAGUGCAGUAUCAGCAAAUAACUGCAAUGCUAGCUGAUUUUAAGCGUCAGCUAAGUAACAUGGAAGCAAAGUUUGAAAACCACGAACUGCUACUCUCUGAAGCAAACCGCUACAUUGAAGAGCAAAACCAAGAGAUUGCUAGGUUAAAGCGACAGGAGGAAAUUGACAGAGAGCAAUUGAACCGGUUGCAGGCCAAAGUGAUAUCUAUGGAGGAGAGCUUGAAGAGGAGGAAUACAUCGCCGGAAGCUGGUAUUCAAAGUUCCCCGAGAGAUCAAGAACCAAAUAGCUUUGACGGCAUUCUUCUUUGGAGGAUAAAUAAUGUCUCAGCGAAAAUGUAUGAUUCAUUUAACGAACCCGAAAAGUCCUUUUACAGCCCGCCUUUCUACUCAAGUCGUCAUGGAUACAAAAUGUGCGCACGUAUUUACCUGAAUGGUGACGGGAUGGGAAAGGGAACACACAUUUCGCUGUUUUUCGUGCUCAUGCGUAAUGAGUAUGAUCCGUUACUUCGCUGGCCGUUCAGACAAAAGGUUACCUUUAUGUUGUUGGAUCAGAACAAUGUGGAGCACGUGAUUGAUGCCUUUAGGCCGGAUCCAAACAGUUCGUCCUUCCAAAAACCGAGGAGGGAGACGAACAUCGCUAGCGGAUGCCCCCUUUUCCUUCCGCUCGCAGAUUUAAAUAACCACGCUUAUAUCAAGGAUGACACGAUGUUUAUAAAGGUCAUCGUCGACUGCUCCGACUUGUAGAAGAAAGGAAAAAGAACUGAGCAUGAUAAUCAGUUAGUGUGCUAAGAAAUCAAAUAGUUUAGUUGAUGAGCGUCCAACAAUUCCUUCGCAAUUUAACAAGACUCGUUUCUUGCUAAAUUGUCUAUUAUUGUCUACAUUAUCCACAGGCGGCCCAGACGUAGUAUGUGUCACUGAAUGAAUAUAUUAAUAUUCACAUGG
Porites lobata is the source of this 9756-nucleotide messenger RNA. The record is from the annotation of a GenBank genome assembly. NCBI's taxonomy places the organism in Eukaryota, Metazoa, Cnidaria, Anthozoa, Scleractinia, Poritidae.